AUGAAGUUCCAGAACGUCAUCAUCUUAUUCACUGCUGCUGUUUCAGCCACAGGACCGCCAACAUGCAAGGGCUCCUCACCCUCGUACUGCAAGUACACAUCAAAUCGCGACGCCACUGAAUGCAAGCGAUUCUUUGCCAAGAGCUACAUCAACGUCGCAACAUGUCAACUUCCAGCCAAGACCGUUACCUCAACGAGUACCAAGUGCGUUACUGUCCCCGAGGACCGCAAGGAGCUACAGUCGAUCCGUUACUGA
Molecule: messenger RNA, 255 nt
Organism: Fusarium sp. VM40
Lineage: Eukaryota; Fungi; Ascomycota; Sordariomycetes; Hypocreales; Nectriaceae
Source: the annotation of a GenBank genome assembly